AUGUUCGGAAAAUUGUGUCUUCUAAUUAAUAUUCUGACAGUUUGGGCUGUGAGCGCCGUGCUCGGCCAGCAGAACGAUGCGGGUGUGAUGAUGGUAACGAAAUUGUGCAACUUUGAUAAACCACUGAAAGAUCCGACGGAGGAAACCGGCAGCUCCUAUUGCGACUGUGACGUAGAAAAUUCACCCCCAUGGGGCAUACCAGUAGUGAUAAUAAACUGCCAGGACCAGCGUCUGCAAAACGAUAUCUUUCAAGCGGAAAACCUCACCCAAGGCACUGUCAAACUGGAUAUGUCCUACAACAAAUUUACGUCCGUUCCGUUCUUCGUGGGCAAUAAAUUAAAAUACCUUAGUCUACGUGAUAACGCGAUAACGGAGUUAAAAGAUAAGAACUUUGCUUAUACCACCAGUUUGCUGGAACUUGACUUGAGUGAAAAUAAAAUUGAAAACAUCGAGAGCGAUGCAUUUCUUGGGCUAAACUUACUGCGUAAACUAAAUCUAAUGGAAAACCACAUCAAAACAAUUCAAGUGAAUACAUUCUCGACGCUUUUGCAUCUGGAGCAUCUGAUAAUUUCCAGUAAUCCACUUGGAGACUUUCUCAACUCUUCGGAAACCGAUAUCUUUUUGAAACUUGGUGUUACACCACGCCUUGCAGUCAUCGAGUUGGAAAACUGUAGCUUGACGAAUGUUGACCUGUCAAAUGGAAUUGGAUUAGACAACAUAAUCCUUCGCUCGAAUCAGUUACUUCAAAUCGAAAAAUUGCCAAAAGCCGUAUCACAUCUGGAUAUCAGUGAUAAUCCAAUCCGCUUAAUGACUGCCAAAUUUUUGCCACAUCUUUUCAAUUUGCAAACCCUCACCAUGGAGGAUAUGCCAAAUCUGUACAAAUUGGACGAAUACUCGCUUUAUGGUUUGCCUCGAUUGUCUCGUUUGAAUUUGCAAGGCUCCCGAAAUUUAACAACCCUACAUCCACACGCUUUCGGAGUAAAUGUCGUGCUCAACGAAACCGAUACCAUGCUAGAGCAGCUUAUCCUUAAAGGAACCAGCAUCCGAACUUUAAACUCGUCUCUGCAGUUCGCAUUUGAAAAUCUGAAAGUUCUAGAUUUAGCUGGAACACCACUGAACUGUGACUGUCAGCUUCGUUGGCUGAAAAACUUGAACGUUACUACACAUGCUUCAACCUGUUCGAAGCCUCCUUCCCUACGGGGUCAGCAACUGGACGACAUCGACGUCAGCCAGCUGCAGUGCAAAGUGGAAAAGUCCUGGAUCUACACCUUGUUCAAUGUGAUGCUGGUGAUACUGCUAAUCGUUCUAAUCAUUGUCGCUUGCUAUCUGGUGUACGUCGCAAUCCGUCCACGGCAACAGGUCCAACUGAGGAAGCUCGGUGCCAACAGUCCGUACGCACGAGUUACGAUAGAACCGAAUCGGGCGGAAAAUCUUUAA
Sabethes cyaneus is the source of this 1437-nucleotide messenger RNA. Its product is annotated as leucine-rich repeat neuronal protein 2-like. The coding region runs from base 1 to 1437 and encodes 478 amino acids. The transcript has a single exon. Gene Ontology annotation, cellular component: plasma membrane. Gene Ontology annotation, molecular function: protein binding. NCBI's taxonomy places the organism in Eukaryota, Metazoa, Arthropoda, Insecta, Diptera, Culicidae. The record is from RefSeq and is a predicted model, not a curated record.